GUAAUUGUUUAAGUGUAUCUUCAUGAGUAGAAGAUAAAUUUCAAGGUUCAUUAUCAAGAAUGGCUUCAAGGAAUGAUGGUAUUCAGCUCCUUUUGCAAGCCGAAAAGAGUGCCAGUGAGAAAGUAAAUGAGGCAAAAAGGCGUAAAGCUAAACGAUUAAAGGAAGCUAAAGCUGAGGCUCAGGCAGAAAUAGAAGCUGAACGAGCUGAGCGUGAGCAUCACUUUAAAAUUUGUGAGGGUAAGGUACUUGGUCGUCGAUCAGAAAUUGAGUCACAGAUUCAAAAGCUAACCCAAGAAAUAAUCGAUACUCAGACUGCCUCAGUGAAUCUUCACAAAGAAGACGCCAUAAAUAUGUUGUUGAACUGUGUAAUGCAAAUUCAGCCACAGCUACACAAAAACUACCGCAAUGGAAUAACGGGUUAACCAACAGUAUUUGAAAUUUGGCGAUGCACGAAUCAGUAAUUUUAGACAAUAAAACUGCAAAUGCAUAAUAAUUGAUCAUUUGGUUUCUCUUUAUUAUUUCUAAUAUUUAUUAUUAUCUGCACAUAAUCAAACAAAUAAAUUAUUUUCAAAAUAAUGUUUUCUAACCUGUUCGGUGUGUACAUGUUGUGUAUCCACUGUUUGCAUAUAUUUCCGACUGUACUGAUAGGUAUUAGGAUACCCUUAAUUUAUUUCCUGUUAAUAAAUUAAUACCAGGAUAUUUUUAGUGUUUGAUUGAAUGUGGCCACUUACUACAUCGGUUUACAUUUUUGGGUGAUCUGUAUCAGUGCCUAGAUUAGUUGUUGGGAGUGAAGUAGUUGAGUUGUCUCGGAAGUUUUACGAGUCCUGAUGUGUUGGUGUAUGUUGAAAUCUUCACACGAAUUUAGAAAGCUUGAUUUCUUUCUGCCAACUUGCAUCAUAUGUGGUGUAGAAAAGUUAUUCGUCUCAAACGAAGUGGUGACUAUGCCACUUAGUAGUCUUCCCUAGUUUACUGAGGGAUAUGGCUUAGAACAUUCGGAGACGUAAGUCGCAGGUUUUUUAGUCGAGAAAUCACUAUCGUAUCGUGGGUCAAUCGAGGAAGCGAUUCUGUGUUUGGGGAGUUGGUGGGUUUUCACCAACUGAAGUAGAUGGGACAUGUAUUGUUUAUUCCCAACCAAAGCCUGUCUUGAUAUGCAAUUUUGGUUGGAGUUGGAAUAAGCUGGAAGGAAACUAGGGACUAUUAAACUAAGGAGUAGUACCGGUGUGUAAAGUCAUUGACUUUUAGGUUGCUGUGUUGUUAAAUUCAGAUUACCUAGUUGUAGUCCGUGCUAUCAGUGAUUGGAGACGUUGAAUGAGGUGGCUGCGAAUCGAUCACUGAUACAAAUGUAGAUGUUUGUCUUCCCCUGAACCUUGGGGUUCAAUAUUAUUCCAGACUUCCUAUUUCUAGUAUCCACCCCUCCUUUCCGAACAGUGUUCGUCAGUGUCUAGUCUUUCUCACUCACUACUAUUUUUACUCUCGGUAUCGCCCUUGUUAAUGUCACAUCGUGCUGGUGUGAUUAGGUAAUCGUAGUUUUGUGUUGAUUAUGGUUGCCUAAGGUAAUCUAACGAGUCUGCAGACUUUCUCUACUUGCCCGGUAUUCAUAAAAAAUUCUAUUAAUAAUCAUGGGUUUGGUAUGUACUUUCUCUAUCCGAAGUCCUAAGUGUUUCCUAGGAACAAAGUUGGAUAGUCCUGUCACAACUAUUGUUAUGCAUGCAUUGAAAUUAAAUCAACAUAUUUAAAUUCAAUGCCGGUCACAUUUUGUUCUACAAUUGAACUGUUGUAUUGGGUUGCAGAAAAGUUUGUGUUUAGUUAUUCUUCUGUAGUUCCAUAGUCUUGUCGUCUGAAGUUUGGUUACCAAGUUUUUAUUCUUAAGCCUCGUCCCACCUAUUUCAACUUAAGACACUGAAUAGUAACUCGAUUCCGCACAAGUAAAGCCCGAAACUAUUGGGCAAACCUGUGCUUGCCAAACCAUUACUUAUAAUUGUUAUUAUUAUUAUUAUUACUACUUAGUUUUACUUAUUUUCAUCCACCUGCAUAAAACAUAUUUGUUUGUCGGAAUACAACGAUACCAUGGCCACAGUGAUCAGUCUCUAACUUCAGGAGUGAUAUGGUCCAUUCAGACGUGAAAUUUAAAGUGCUGAUCGUAACGUAGAAUAUUAAACUGCAUAUGUACAACUAAUGGUUUUAGUUUUAUGCUACAUGAGUGGUUAACAAAUCACGAAUCAAGCAUUAGAGUAGUCCAGUAGGAUCAACAGGUUUAUGCUAAGGUAAUGUCUUCGCAGACAUAAACUUCAGUGGUCAGCAAUUUCAUCAUCCUAAACUGGUCGAUGUUAGCAAAUUGGUCGGAUCUUCUGUUGAAACUAAAUAUCAAGUCGAGCUAGGUUCAAGGGUAGCUGCUAUCCCACCGAAAACUAUAAAUGAGCAUUGGUUGCAAUUGCAUGACGCCAUGAAAAUGGCGAGUAAAGUUGCUUGUGGCUUUGCGACACGUCCCGCUUAUAAGCACAGGGUUUCUGUAGGCUCCUAACAGUUCAUUGAAGCCCGUCGAUCUACUCCGGCUGACCGCGAGUUUGACCAUAAACGAAGAUUGUUACGUAGUGAAAUUACGCCAAGCUCACAUAAAGUGAUCGGAGCGUGCUUACGAGUUAGAAGUAGCAGCUGCAUCCACCAGAAGCUCUUUCAGAUCGUCCGAGUCACUGGCAGACUACUUGGCUGGGGUCCGCGUGACUAUCGUAAACAAUGGUUGGAGACUCUGGGUGACAUGGCUCAGAAUCAAUCACAAUGGCGUCGGUGUAUACACUCUCUGUCUUCCCUUAAACUAAGAGAUUAAAAUCGCUUCAUAUCUUUCUUUCAACGAACUGAUUCUUUCUUCCUGUACUAUAUCCUUAUUGCAAUCUUUCUUUUAUAUAUUACCACCUCUGACAUAACUACUUUUAUGGAUCCGGUGUCCAUCUUGUUGUGUUAAUGAGGUAUGGCAACUUGGACCGAUGCAUAUAUGUGCCUGGUCCUACGUUGUAGCUGACUGACUGAGUCACUGGCAGCAAGGAGUCUGGUGUGAGUGAAACAACCCGUGAAGAAGAGAUGUCAAUCACUAAAAUCUAAUGACGUCCUGGACAAUGGGCAAAGUUUUUCGAGGAGCAGUUCAACUGGUCUGUCCAAGCCAUGCAAUCCGCACUUAAUCAGUUGGCAAUCAGUGUCCGUAGGUAUGGUAUGUGCUUUGCACCUUCGAAGUGCAAAGUUCUUCUACAACACUUGCAGGAUUCUACUCCUGUACUCACCCUGGGUGGUGAGGAGAUAGAAGUAAUCGAGAAGUUCGUAUAUCUAGGAUGCUACAUAAGCGCUGGUGGUGGCGUGAAUGAUGGGAUCAAUACAAGUAUAGUGAAAACCAGGGUGGCUUAUACCAAUCUGGGCCAUCUUUGGCGCCUUCGUAAUGUCAGUCUGGCUGUAAAAGGUCGGAUCUACAACGCGUCGGUGAGAGCAGUUUUGCUCUAUGCUUGUGAAACCUGGCCUCUCCGAGUUGAGGAUGUUAGACGACUCUGUGUUUGAUUACCGUUGUCUCCGAAAGGUUGCUGACAUCCAGUGGCAACACCAUGUCAGUAAUGCAGAGGUUCGGCAUCGUGUGUUCGGGCACAGCGACUAUAAUUAAGUUACUGCCGCUAUCUUGAAACACCGACUUCGGUGGCUUGGACAUGUUCUAUGAAUGUCGUUCCAGAGAAUUCCACGUGGUGCAUUAUUCGCCUACUCUGGGACUGGUUGGAAAAAGCGGAGAGGUGGCCAGUAUAUGACAUGGUGUCGUGGUAUGAAAGAAAGCUGCAAAGGACUGGCUUGUGUUGGUCCUUCACGACUCCCUGGCUGGGGUCCUAGAGGCGGUGCAACACAGUGGCUAGAUACGUUAUCAGACAUAGCUCAGGAUAGAAGACAUUAGGGACCCUUCUGUAACUCUCGUCAUAAAAAUGGACGUAACUUCUUUAACUUGAAUAAUUUCUGGUUAUAUUUUUACUAACUGCACUGUUUCUCCCUCUAUUAUUAUUAUUUCACUCUCAAAAAAUAAUUUCUGUUCGUUGUUGUUCUUCUCUUCGUUAUGUGCACUUUACAUUGCCUAUCUCUUCACAUUCUCAUUGUUAUUGUGUAACGCAUGUGUAUUUGGUGCCCCCUUGUACCAAUAUUUGUGUUCAAAUAAAUAAAUUUAGGGUAUGGGUCACCAAUCAGGUAUCUCCAAGCAACCCUGUCCUUGCCUCUUUCUAGUUGCAACCGAGUGCAACUCAUCCUUUUUGAUAUCCGCCUCCGAUUCCCUGCAUCUUGUGUUUCAUAGUCAACCUCUUUUCCUUUUCCUUUGAGACUCCGCCUGGAGUCCCUCCGGGGGCUACUGCCGGUCCCAAGCCCGGAUAAAGGAGGAGGGUUGGGCAUGGGGUUAGCGUCCCCAUCCCGUGGAAAACUAACUCGCUAAAAAAACGCUAACCAGAAAAAAUUAUUCAAACCAAUCCCAGGUUUGGGGUUUGAUCUAUAAUUCAGGUUAAUGGUCUCCGUAAAGCGUGUUCUAUCCACUCUCGAUUUCCUUCUCAGCCGGUAUCUGGUUUGUUCCCUGCCGUAGUUGGUUGUUGCUGAUUUCUAGCCAAUGGAUCUGCAGUAUCUUGCGUAAUCUGAUAUUUGUAAAUACCUGUACUCUCGGUUAUGGUUGUGACAGUUUUCCAAGUUUCAACUCCGUGCAAUAGAACUUUGUUGACGUUAGUGUUGAAAAUUCAAAUUUUAGUCUUACUUAUCAGUUCUUAGUUUCAGAUAUUCUUCCGUGUUAGGUGUGUUUUCUUCGCUUUGCCAGUUCGUGUCUUGAUGUCUACAUCAGAUCGUCCUUGCCUGCCAAUGAUUUUGCUAAAGCACCUCCCUCUCGAAAUGCUCUCACACGGCCACGCGUAUACAGCCUCUGUCAGGGAAGUCCUACUCACUGCCUUCUCGUGGUGGGGGUGUUGUUUACGAAAAUGAGAGGACGAAAAGCGAAUGUCCGGCGCUUUAACCGCAUUCCAAACCGAUGGUGCACAUGGGCUCCAGUAUCCUGCGGGAACAAAUGGCGUAUGAACCAACUGUUGGUCACCGGCUACCAUGGGACUGCAUCUCCUCACGAUACUCCAUUGCCUU
Molecule: messenger RNA, 5124 nt
Organism: Schistosoma haematobium
Lineage: Eukaryota; Metazoa; Platyhelminthes; Trematoda; Strigeidida; Schistosomatidae
Exons: 3
Coding region: 60-422 (120 amino acids)
Biological process (GO): proton transmembrane transport
Cellular component (GO): vacuolar proton-transporting V-type ATPase complex
Molecular function (GO): proton-transporting ATPase activity, rotational mechanism
Source: RefSeq, a predicted model, not a curated record